Molecule: messenger RNA, 3552 nt
Organism: Trichoderma virens Gv29-8
Lineage: Eukaryota; Fungi; Ascomycota; Sordariomycetes; Hypocreales; Hypocreaceae
Exons: 5
Coding region: 1-3552 (1183 amino acids)
Biological process (GO): intracellular signal transduction; negative regulation of glycogen biosynthetic process; protein phosphorylation
Cellular component (GO): cytoplasm; cytosol; nucleus
Molecular function (GO): protein serine/threonine kinase activity; ATP binding
Source: RefSeq, a predicted model, not a curated record
AUGCUUCAGACACAUGGCGGCCCCCAAGACAACCGCACCGAGAGCAGCACGAGGGACGAUGACAGAGGACACGACCGAACCAUGCAGCCUCUGUCGUUGCCCAAGAACCGCAGCACGGGAAACCUGCACCUAUCAGCUGACCCGUCCGACCGCAGUCGAUACCGAAUGUCCUUUGAAGCCUCGUCGGCCGGCAUCAUGGACCACGACCCAAUCACCAGACCAUCUCCUAUUACCGACCACGAGCACGGCUUGGGGCUCUCUGGCCUGCGCCGUAUACGACAGCAGCAUCCUCCCUCCCGAGCGCCAACCCUGCCUAGCUCGAAUGCAUCUUCACGCAGCCCUUCAGUUGUUGCGCUCACCCGCUCUACCUCCAUGACUGCAAUGCUGAGCAGCUACGCUACAACGCCUUUCGUCGGAGCGCCCACAUCUCCCAGCUUCUCCGAAGACCUGUCGCGGUUUCCUUCCGAGUCUCUGCACUCCUUCUCCUUCGCACAUCAAUCGGAGGAUUUUCUGCACAAUCGUCAAAAUGUCCUGAAGCGUUCCCUGGAGUUCAUGAAGGACCGCAUGGGCCUGACCAUGACCUCGACUCAAGCCGGCCUUGCCAGCGCCCAGGCCAGGGUUUCGGGCGAUGUCGACGCGCAGCACAUGCUGGAAUUUCUUGCACGCGCGCAAGUAAUAGGCGCAGGGAACUUGCCAAAUCCCGAUCCCACGGCCCUUGCUCCUCCGCCAUUGACUGGUCCGGCUGGCUUAUCUGCUGAGAAUGUGUUUGAUAUGCAGUUUAGCCCGAGAGCAUCGAUCGUGGAUUUAACGGCACCUGACUUCACAUAUAAAGCUUCAAAAGAGGGUCCCCUAAAGCAAGAAGACUCAAGUAGAGCUCACGCUGGCGAUGAUGGAGCUGCUUCAAAGAUGCCACUCCCUACCUCAAGACCGGCCAACUUGAAGCGGACCAUGACUGACACCCUGAGUAUGGCUUUACAAGAUAAACUGAUGGAUACCAUGUCACAACCUUUUCUUCCUGGCGAGCCGCUGUACGAAGAGCCAUUGGCCUCACCAGGGUCAACGAUGCAGCCUACAGCACAGUUAAAGAGCUUCUCCGCUGCGGUUGGCCCCGCGGUACACGGACAUACGAAUAGAUGGGUACCAGCCGCCCAAGCAAUCUUUACGACAGAGGCAAAGCCGCCUUGGACUAUUUUAGCGGCCAACGAUCUGGCCUGUCUUGUUUUUGGUGUCACAAAAGCCGAGGUUCGAAAAAUGGGCAUUCUGGAGGUUGUACAAGAAGAGAGACGGUCAUGGCUGGAGCGUAGACUUAUGCAGCUGAGUGACGCGGAUCUGGGCGAGGAUGGUGACGGUAGCCACAAAAGUACUCCUGCUGCUUCGGCCGCGUCCGCCUUGCUGGGCGGCAGAUCGGGAAUCACUGCUCAACUGCUUAACAAACCCAACUCGAGAACCCCGCCGUCUCAAGUGGCAUCCCCAAGACGAGCCCAGACCGUCCACAGCGGAGAUCCAAACCCGCCGACUACACGUACCAGCGGCCAUCAUCGCAACAACUUAUCACGCGGUGUUCUGUUGUGCGGUGAUGUAGUUCCGAUUCAGAAGCGGAAUGGUGCUACCGGAUCAGCAAGUCUCUGGGUCAAGGAGAAGCGCGUGGGGCUGAUCUGGGUGCUUGAGGAAAUUCACGAGGAUGUGGCGCACAUAGUGUUGGAUGAAGAAGGUAUCGUGCAGUCCGUUACAGGAGCAACCGAGCCUAUUUGGGGCUUCAAAACCACAAAACCGGGUUUUGAUGUUGCAAAACUUAUUCCACGGAUACCGCGCCAGGGCAUUGAUCCUAAUGAGGGCGAGAUUGACUUUGCCCAAACAAGUCGGAGGCGAUACUUUACAUGUCCCAACUCCCACAAGUCGAAUAUUCCAUGCGCCAUUGAGCAAGUUCGUGGAAAGUUAGAGCUGCGUGUCUCAACUUUUCCUCACAUGGCUGGCAUCGUUGUCGUGGAACCAGAAACGUUGAAGAUUCGUAGCUCAAACUCUGUCUUCUCUGGCGCUUUGUUUGGUUACGAGAAGCCCGAUGGCAUGCCCAUAUAUUCUCUCAUCCCCGACUUUGACAAGAUCCUUGCCACACUCACAGAAGAAGACGGGCUUCAGCUGCUGGAUGGCAUGGUCGUUCCAGAGCACAGGUUCCGCAGAGCGGCCGCAUUUUUCGCCUUGAAAGAACAACGUCCUAAUGCUGCCGCGGCCUUUCUACAGCCCGAGGGCAUACCGGCGAGACAUCGAGACGGCUCCGAGUUGAAAAUUGACGUGCAGAUGCGCGUCGUUGAGAGCGAAAAACACAUCGACAUCAUCGAAGAGAGCGAUUCGGACACAACUGAAGGGCACGACACCCGAGGUUCUGUUUCACAAUCAGAGCUGGUUUUUGCUUUGUGGAUAACGUAUUCACGGCACCUGCACACAUCGUCUCUACAUUUAAAUAUGGAAUCUCCCGAUCACUCUGUCGCUAUAACGCCGCCUCAUCAACCCUCACCAGGCCAAACUCCUGCACACACCCCGAUGGAAAUACCUUCAGACUCUGAUGAACCCAAGAUCGAGGCUGUCAAGCAACCAAUCAUAGCGAUGGCCACUGCUAUCCCCAAACAAAUCAAAGAGGCCGCACUUGACGCUGCUGCAAAAUUUACUGGACAUGCCAAACUAGAGCCGCCAAAGGAAGCCCCGAAGCCAGAGAAGUCUGGGGACGAUGAGCCUGAGCGCAAAACUACCAUUGAUGACUAUACCAUCCUUGAAGACAUGGGCCAAGGAGCUUACGGUCAGGUGAAACUUGCUAGGCACAAGAAGACAGGCAGGAAAGUAGUGUUGAAAUAUGUGACUAAGCGUCGUAUUCUCGUCGAUACCUGGACACGGGACAGAAAACUCGGAACUGUUCCCUUGGAAAUCCACGUCUUGAACUAUCUACGAAAACCCGAGUUUCGACAUCCCAAUAUUGUGGAAAUGGAAGGCUUCUUCGAAGACGACGUGAACUACUACAUUGAAAUGGCUCCACACGGUCUCCCUGGCAUGGAUCUGUUUGAUUAUAUUGAGCUUCGCGCAAAUAUGGAUGAGUCUGAAUGCCGGAGCAUUUUUGUUCAAGUUGCCCACGCUGUCCACUUCUUGCACACGAAAGCCCAAGUCGUUCACCGCGACAUCAAAGAUGAAAAUGUGAUCCUUGAUGGCGAAGGAAACAUCAAACUCAUCGAUUUUGGUAGCGCGGCAUACAUCAAGAGCGGCCCUUUUGAUGUGUUUGUGGGCACAAUUGAUUAUGCCGCACCAGAAGUCCUAGCCGGGAAGCCUUAUGGCGGCAAAGAGCAGGACGUUUGGGCUCUCGGCAUCCUCUUAUACACCAUCGUCUACAAGGAGAACCCUUUCUACAGUAUUGAUGAGAUUAUGGACCGAGACCUCCGUAUCCCCUUCAUCAUCAGCGAGGACAGCAUCGAUCUGAUCCGCUGCAUGUUGAACCGAGACGUUGCUCAGCGGUAUUCCAUAGAACAGGUGCUGGAUCACCCGUGGUGUAAGGCACAUAAAGCCAAAUAG